Pisolithus orientalis is the source of this 1272-nucleotide messenger RNA. Its product is annotated as solute carrier family 25 member 38. Gene Ontology annotation, biological process: glycine import into mitochondrion. NCBI's taxonomy places the organism in Eukaryota, Fungi, Basidiomycota, Agaricomycetes, Boletales, Pisolithaceae. The record is from RefSeq and is a predicted model, not a curated record. The coding region runs from base 355 to 1272 and encodes 305 amino acids. Gene Ontology annotation, cellular component: mitochondrial inner membrane; mitochondrion. Gene Ontology annotation, molecular function: glycine transmembrane transporter activity. The transcript is spliced from 9 exons.
ACGUAAUUAGGCCAUGUAAAGACGCAAUGGUGUCCGCAAACAUUGCUGGUAAUCAUAAGUAGACCAUCCAUUGAAUGAGGUGUGUUCGUAAAUAGUUAGAUCGUCUAUCAAUAGUCUGGUGGUGGUAAGAGCCUCCCGAACGGAGAAUGUUAAGGCUUGCCUGGUCGGGUUUUCCUGUGCUAAUACCGCUUGCCACCUCACAUCUAAUUAGUUUGGUCAGGCUAUGCUGGCUUUGCAGUAAGACUUCUGUGGAAUCACACCUACGGAGACCGACGACAACGCCCCAGCAGGACGACUUGCAGUUCAACCAAUAGUCUUCCAAGUCUGUACUAGCUCCUAGCACUGCCGUCCUUAAUGAAAGAUGCUGGGGUCAGCAAGCAUUUGUUCUCAGGUGCACUUUCAGGAUUCGCAGGAGCAGUAUUACUCCAGCCUCUCGAUUUGUUAAAAACACGGAUACAACAAGGAGACACAUGCACAUCUGCGCUCCCGGUGAGUAGCGAUUUGCACGUCAUAUGGAAUACCGCUCGUGAUAUCGUCAAACAGGAUGGAAUGAAGGGACUUUGGAGGGGAACGACGGCUACGCUCAUGCGGAACGUACCAGGGGUAGCGUUAUACAUGACCAGCCUAACUCACCUCCGCGCAAUCAUGACCAGGUCACCCUAUUUCGCAGCGCAGGACAUGCGUGAAAUGAGAGACGGUGUCAAAACAGUACUCCCCAAACUUUCAAGCAAGGGCAAUCUGAUAGCUGGGGCAACCGCCCGUGUCGCUGUUGGCCUCCUGCUCAACCCUUUCUCAGUGGUGAAAGCACGCUUCGAGAGCGAGCUCUACUCGUAUAAGAGCCUAACUGGUUCACUCGUCUCGGUGUUGCGCUCGGGUCCCUCCGAAUCGAUGCGUGGUGUUUUAGCAUCGUCUUUGAGAGAUGCCCCAUAUGCCGGGUUGUUCGUCGUCGUUUAUGAAGCUGUUAAGAACGAAGCCACGUUUCUAGCCCCUAACGUAUACCCUACCACCAUACACGGCCUCUCCGCUGCGUCCGCAGGUGCCAUUGCUACGAUGGCCACUCACCCUUUUGACGUCAUCAAAACCAAGAUGCAGGUCCGUUCGGAAGAGCGAUACCGAGGGUUCAUAUCCACAACGUCUAGAAUCUGGCAGCAACGAGGUGCCGUUGGGUUCUUCGAUGGUGCCUCUCUUCGUAUGUCUCGCAAGAUCCUCAGCUCUGUCAUUGGUUGGGCAGUGUUUGAGGGCGUGCUUCUUCUCAUUCAUAAGCGCAACUAG